AUGUUGCCCUACAGGCGGGGCCUCAUCGACAUCGAGGGCGUGGGCGAGGGCUUCGCUCCGGAAGCCUCCUCCCUUGAACCCGCCGCCGACGAGCGCGGCGCCUGCCGGCAGCGGAGCCGCCCGCCGCCGCAGAGCCUGCCGACUGCGGAGCCGGCCGGCAGCGGAGCCUGCCGCCAGCGGAGCCGCCCGCCGCUGCGGAGCCUGCCGGCAGCGGAGCCACCCGCGGCCACCGAAUGUCCUCCAGAAUUUCCUUCAGACCUCAAGGGAGGCGGGGCCUGCGCCCCCCCGGCUGCUCCAAAGGAAAUGGGAGCAGCAGCUCCCGGUGCAGCUCUCGGCGCUGGAGCCGCCGCCGUGGCCGCCGCCGCGACCCCAGCAGCGGGGCCGCCCGGGAGGCUGCCGCCACCCGCGCGGGAGUCGACCGAGUCCGUUGCUGCUGCCGCGCCCGCAAUCGCCUCGGAGACCACGAAGACCUCGGAGACCCAGAAGAGCUUGGAUCCCAGCCAGCCCGCCAGGAACAUGGCCUACAUACUGGUCCUCGCGGAGGUGCGGCAGUGGCAGGCCGAGGGGGAGAGCGUGCCAGCCAUCGCAUCCCGCCUGGAGGCGGAGGCGCAGCGCUGCCAGGCCCUCGGGGCCGAGCGGCGAUGCCGGGACACGACGCGCCUCGGCGUCGCCUACGCGAUGGCGCGGCAGGCCAUGGGGGCGCGUGGCCUGGUCUGA
Prorocentrum cordatum is the source of this 717-nucleotide messenger RNA. NCBI's taxonomy places the organism in Eukaryota, Dinophyceae, Prorocentrales, Prorocentraceae. The record is from the annotation of a GenBank genome assembly.